GCCAUUGCUCUCGUUGUUAUGGCUGAGUUUGUUUUUGUCUGUUUCACGUCGUCACGCCAAUAGCGGCAGCUACUGAAAUGACCUCCCAAAGCGUAUAGGACGUAGGUAGUGAGUUCUCUAUACAUAUAUGACUCUAGAUCCUGUCUCAGGGACUCGACAAUUUCGUAUUCGUGGUCUCUACAGCCAGAGGCUAGUCAGACCCUUUGUCCUCCAUUAUAUGUGCUACCGUGUUCCUCCUUAUACGUACUUGAUAGUUCAUCUUCGUAUCAUCCAGCGUCCGCAAUGUUGCUCGCCGAUCUCCGGAAGAAAUCCCAAGCUCCUGCGUAUCUGUCUUUUCUUGAUUUUGAGCGUCACUCCCAGGAAAUCUCCUCAAAGCUCGCCGGUGUCCGCAUACGCCAUGGACUGGCUUCAGCAGAAGAUCUAGCACAGACCCUAUGUCUGAACCGAAAGAGAUAUAUCAAGGCAUCCAUCAAGGGUCAUAAGAUGGCAUCCCAAGCUGCGAAGCACUUCAACAGCAAAGAACACGCGGACUCGAUAUGGAUGAAGAUCACGGAGACGGCUCUGAUUUGCGGACCGCCGUAUGAAGGGCAUGUCAAAGAGAGCGAGGGGGUAACCAGCUUUCAGAAAACGCAGUUCCGGUCUAAAGAUUCUGUGUCAUCCCAGUAUCUGCAUUUCUCCGUAGGAUCUCAGUCCCUGCAAGACAGACUCGUCAAGAACGGCAAGUCGAUGUAUGACCGCGUGUGUCUGCAAUCAGGCAUGUGCUUGUUCUCUAUGGACAUGGUCCGUUCGAGCCUGGACUCGAACGGCCGCGUCGACGUAUCCCGCCUCAUCUGCGCUACACCCACGUUUUACGAGGCCGAAUACAUUGCCCGCACUUGCCCCGUGAUUGCCGAUUUGUGUGCUACAAUACUCGACACGACGAUGCGAGCCAGAGGACAAACUUCCAACGCCGGCGAGGUCACUCUUCGGGUCGGGCUAGAUGUACCAAAUUUUCAUUAUUUCCACUCUGUUCAGUCGAAACUCCAAGAUCAAACGUGCACUUUCCCGGAUGCUCUCCAGUGGAUGCGGUUCGUGAUCGAACGACACAGACAGAUGGCCGAGGUAUUCCAGGGUUACCUCCUCCACCAAUUGGCUCGAAGGGGCGUGGGGGCGUCCCAAAUGAACAUCGAAGCAUCGAGGAGGGGCAUCCCGGCAGCGGAUUACAUCCUCGAGGCCCUAGAAAGAUCCGAGAUGCCCUCCUUCGAUGAGAUCUUGAAGCUCCUGGGAGAGGAGGAUGAUACGUGGAACGAGUUCUGGGACAUGCUACCACCGAAGGAGCGGGCCGUGGAUUUUCGCAGUCUCUCCAAUCUCUUCUACGUCUACGAGGUUAUCCGACCAUCGCUGGAAGGGAACAUCGUUCCUGUCGACUCCAGACCUAAUUCCGAGGCGAACAUUGGCCGGCUCGUCAUUGGUAUAGAUGAUAGUGCGGAGCGGCAGAUCUACUCUCGCUCGCAGAAGCUGCUGAAGAAGAUACGGAACCAUCCCGAAAUUGAGCGGUUACCUUAUCUCAUGGAAAUUUACAUGAGCCGCCGCGUGUUUAUCAACGGCAACGAGGCAGGCUCGAACCUAUAUCUAGACGAUCCGAGUCCUCAGAAUCCCAUCGUGGUGCCCUGGAAGCCGCUGGGCGCUGAGGAAGACGAACUGCAGGCCACCUCGUCUGACUUCGGUCCAUACGAUCUAGCUGGAAGCUUGCAUGGCGAGGACGCGUCCAAAGUGCUGCGGGAACUGUUCAACAGUGUUGGUCUAUCCUGAGACGGACGGCAUCCACUUUCA
Molecule: messenger RNA, 1812 nt
Organism: Annulohypoxylon maeteangense
Lineage: Eukaryota; Fungi; Ascomycota; Sordariomycetes; Xylariales; Hypoxylaceae
Exons: 1
Coding region: 283-1791 (502 amino acids)
Source: RefSeq, a predicted model, not a curated record